AUGAAAAUGUUUAGAUGUGUAGCACUAGUGUUGAUGGGAAUCGCCUGUAUUUACGGCCAAAAUGUGACUCCAAAACCAUCUUUUGUUGCCAUCGAUGCCAAUGACAGGGGUGUGAGAGAAGCGGCUCUCUUCGCCUUUGGACCCAAUAACCAGACGGAAAGGGAAAUUGUAAUUAGGAAAAGCAAAAUGUCAUCGGAUGGACACAAGUAUAAACUACAGGUCUAUGUACACAAAUACAGUGAAUGUCCGGCGAACUACAGCAAUACACAUUUGCGGACAGAGUACGGAUGCAGAGUAUAAUUAAAAGUGUCAGAUUUGCCUGAAUAUGAAAAUUUUGUUGCCAUCGAUGCCAAUGACAGGGGUGUGAGUGAAGCGGCGCUCUUCACGUUCGGAAUCCAUAAACGAAAAGAAACUGAAAUUGAGAUAACGGACAGUGAAGUGUCAAAGGAUGGAAAAACGUAUAAACUAACAGCUCAUAUCCACAAUCCAGUUGAAUGUCCGGCACCUGACCAGCCCAUUGCCGGCGUCAUCUCAUGGACAGACAACGGAUGCCGAGUCGACGAGAAAUGCUGA
Medioppia subpectinata is the source of this 573-nucleotide messenger RNA. NCBI's taxonomy places the organism in Eukaryota, Metazoa, Arthropoda, Arachnida, Sarcoptiformes, Oppiidae. The record is from the annotation of a GenBank genome assembly.